Cuscuta epithymum is the source of this 2510-nucleotide messenger RNA. The record is from the annotation of a GenBank genome assembly. Lineage: Eukaryota; Viridiplantae; Streptophyta; Magnoliopsida; Solanales; Convolvulaceae.
AAACAAGUCUGCGGCGACACCAUAUACACUACGUACAUACGACCUACGGUAUGAAGGUCAUUCACGAUCGACGAUCUACGAAGAAAGGAAACAAGAAAGAAAGAGCACGUAGAAGCCAGAAAUCGCCCUAGUGAAGUAGCCGAUUCGCCGCAAUUCUGUUUCAGGUUCGCCGGUGAAGAAGACCCAGUUGUACACCAAACUGCCGGUUUGGUUACACGUUGAGGAAGAGAACAAUGGCGGGUUCACGAGGUGCACCAGGAUUGCGGGUUCGUCAUGCCGCCGCAGGAUUUCUGGACUAGCUAUUACGAAGUAUAUUCUAACGCCGGAAACGCUGAGAAGGCCUACUGGUCUAUGACGGCGACGCCUUGCCGCUGAUCGCUGGGUCGCCGUAAACUCUUCCCUGGUUCUGCCGUCUGACGGUUCCCGGUCGCGGGAUUACAUGAGGAAGAAAAAGGUGAAUUUGGAGAAGACUGAGGUAGAAGCUUCGAUUAGGAGUUAUCGUGAUUUGAGGUGACGCUUGAUGAUCAUGUUGAUUUCGAGAGAGCUUCCGCUAGAAAAUGUAAUUAGUAGAUAACAUCGUAGUUUAAUUUAAUUUUCAAGACACUUAUUGAGUUUAAUUUUUUCUGUGGUGAUUAGCUUGUGCACUCGGUUAGGUUAGAGUCGAGUGUGACGGUAACACUCAUAUUUCCCUUUUUGGUUUUCCGCUGCAUAACUCUGAUGUUUUCAAAUAAAGUUGAUAUUUCUUUUGAAUAAAGUAUUAUUUUUGGGUGGGAAAUUUGGGGGUGUUACACACCGCCCCGGUUGGUAAUGUGCAUCCAAUGCAAACCCGGUCUAAAUCCGGUAUUUUUAAACCAAAAACUAUUUUUUUUACUUUAAACACAGUUGUUAGCACACUUGUUUUUCUAACCACUUGUUUUUCUAUAGCAAAUAAACAUCUCAAGUGGAGAACCGCUAUGGCUGAGGAAUUUCAUGCCCUUAUCUCUAAUAAUACAUGGGAUUUAGUACCAUUUGAUGCUAAAAUAAAUGUGGUUGGGUCAAAAUGGGUCUGUGGAACGCUACAAAGCAAGGUUAGUUGCUCAGGGGUUGAAUCAGCAGGCAUGUAUUGAUUUUACUGAAACAUUUAGUCCUGUUGUUAAACCCACUACUGUUCGUCUUGUACUUACCUUAGUUGUGUCUUUUGAUUGGCCCAUUCGCCAACUUGAUGUUAAAAAUGUCUUUCUUCAUGGUAAUUUAACUGAGGAAGUAUAUAUGCGUCAGCCUCCAGGUUUUGUUCAUCCUCAGUUUCCCCAUCAUCUGUGUCGGCUUCGUAAAGCCAUUUAUGGUCUUAAACAAGCACCCUGUGCAUGGUUUCACCGUUUUAACAGUUUUCUUCUCUCUCAUGGUUUUGCUUGCAGCCGGUCUGAUAAUUCUUUGUUUAUUUUUCGACGUAAUUCUGGUAUUAUUUACCUGCUACUUUAUGUUGAUGAUAUCAUUGUUACAUGUAAUUCUCUUAAACUAGUUAAUCAUUUUUUAUCUCUAUUGAAUAAAUGCUUUUCCAUGAAGGACUUGGGAGAUUUACAUUUUUCCCUUGGCAUUCAGGCUUCUUGUACUCUCUCUGGUCUGUUUCUUUCUCAGCAAAAAUAUAUAUCUGAUCUUCUUCAUUGUUUUUAUCUCCAUACUUUAAAACCUGUACGUUCACCUCUUCCUAGUCUUACUAAACUUUCCCUUACUGAUGGAGAGCUCCUAGCUGAUGCCACGGAGUACAAGAGUAUGGUAGGUGCAUUACAGUAUUUGACUUUGACUAGACCAGAUAUUACUUUUGUUGUACACCUGGUUUCUCAGUUUAUGCAUGCCCCACACACUUCACAUAUGUUGGCUGUUAAGCGUGUUUUUUAGGUAUCUCUAGGGAACAUCCACUCAUCGUCUCCUCUUACAAUCUUCGCGCGGCUCUACAGAGGUCAUUGCUUAUUCUGAUGCUGAUUGGGCUGAAUGUCCUGACACAGGCAGAUCUACUUCAAGUUAUGCGAUUUUUCUGGGACCCAAUCUUAUCUCCUGACGGUCAACGAAGCAGCUCAGUGUCUCCCGCUCUUCCACAGAAGCUAAAUAUAGAGCCAUAGCUUACACAGUGCAGGAUACUCUUCACAUACGAUCAGUGCUGUUUGAAUCGGGCUUUCCUGUUCGCGUUCCGACUACUCUGUACUGUGAUAAUGUAUCUGCUUCCUAUCUGUCUGUUAAUCCUAUCCAGCAUGCCAGGAGUAAGCAUAUUAAUAUUGACUGACACUUUGUUCGUGAACGAGUUGCUCAUGAUGAUCUACGGGAUAAGUAUGUUCCCACACAGGCUCAGCUGGCAGAUAUUUUUACUAAGUGUUUGUCGCCACAACGUUUUACUCUUCUUCGUGACAAUCUGCGCAUUGUUUCCCCUGCACAGUUUGAGGGGGUGUAAUAGAGUAGAAUUAUUAUUAUUUAUUAUUGUGGGACUUAUAUUGUAAUAUUGAACUCUUUCUAUCAUAAAUAUAUCUGCCAGGGCUACC